CGUAUAAGAGAGAGAAAGAGCGCCGACAACAAGGGGAAGUACCCAGCGCGCCCGUCUCCAAUUGGCCGGGACCGAUCACCGCGGUAGAUAGCGAACCGAGCCUUAAACCGCGACACACGGCUCCGAGUCUGUUCUUUCAUUGCGAACGAUCGGUCAAGCAACAGCUUCUCCUUUGCUGCAGUGUCUGUGUGCGUGUGUAAACGGUUGCCAUAGUUACGAGACGCUUCAGGUGUGUUGUGUUUAGCAGAAAUCUCGUUCUGGGUAAUGAAAAACGCGUCAUCGGCAGCAUCGAGACGAGGAGGUGUCACUGGCUUUCCAGUUGUGACGGACAUAAGAAGAUACGAGUUUGAAGUCAAGUAGAGGAGAUUCUCUCCCUGUGUGUUAUACAGAGGCACCAUAGGCAGUCACGAAGUUACAGACUCCCAUCAUCGAUCAACCAUGAAGGGACCAACGGAAACCCGCAGCAGCGCCAACGACAAGACAUUCCACCCGUCGUCGCCGCCUCCGUCCUACCCAGGCUUCGAGCACGAGAUCCGGGACCACCUGAUGGGCGACGGUCUCCGAGUCAAGAUGAACUCGAACGCGUCCAACCUGUGGAUCCAGGGCGACGGCUGCCGCGUCACCCUCGCGAUCAACAGCGGCCUCCUCCGGGUGUCCGGCGACGGCUGCCGAGUCCACAUCGUGAGGAACCUCGGCUCGGUUGAGUACCUCGGCGACGGGGGUCGCAUCAUUCUGGGACCGGAAUCCGUCAACGGACGCGAGCAAGUGAAGUACCGGGGCGACGGCGGUGUCAUCGAGUUCGGCGAGACUCGCAAGUCCAGCGGAAAGAAGAGCGAGGCCGACGGCGAGAAGAAGAAGAAGAAGCGCGAGACGAGCAGCAGCAGCACCAGCAAGUCGAGGGUCAACGAGGACGGAAGCGUAACCGUCACCAAGAUCACCACCACUUCGACACCGACUGCUGGUAAGAAGACCGAGGGAAAGAAGAGGCUCAGCGAGGCGAUCGGCUGCCCGAACGUCUACGUCAAUCUGUGCAUCAAGAACAAGUGUUGAAUAUUAGUGUGAUAGCUUAAAUCGGUAUAGUGGCUUUACUAGUGCUUUAAUCGAGCGAACAUUACAAUGUGUGCAGGCGAAAUUCAGUGCCUCGAGAGGAGCAAGUGGAAAUCUACUCUUAGAAGAAAAUGAGAAAGAGCUUCGUCUUCUCCAUGACUUACGUUAUCGACGCAAAAACCCAAAUGAGUAAGCGAUCCGCAGGAAGCGCACACGGAUACAUCCGGCCAAACGCGCCCCGAGAGGAAACAUUUUCGCAUCCUAAGUACUAUCAAAUUAGAAUUUUUCUUCCCGCACUGCAUCCUGGAAGUGAGGCAAUCUCGCGUCUGAAAAACAACGAUCACCCUAUGGAACGACACUUUUAUAAUACGCGUAAACCGGAAGCUCGACGCGCAGCUGCAAAGUCCGAAAGAGGCGGGAUUGAUUUUUACGGAUGACCACAGCAGCGAGACUUCCGAUGGCUUGAUGGAAAAAGCAGCCGGUAGCUCGAUUUUCCGCUCGACAGCCGCGCGGAAUGUCAUGCAGCUGCGCGACAAAAGGGCGAUUGUGAUUAUUGCGCGAACGUUUGCUCUUUACUUCUCUCCGAUGCUCGACGGAUUGUUUCGCCGCGCGAUCGAUGUAUAUUAUCUCGUCCUGACUCUUUUCUUCAAAGAUAUAGGGAGAAGAAAGGGUUAUUAUGUGUUAAUAUCGUAUACGCGUAAUAUAGGAGGAUGUGCAGAGAUAUGUAUGUAUUCGUGUGCAGUUGAACUUGUUAUUAUAGGCGAGCAACACGCGAUUGUAAGACGUUAUACUUAUUACUGUAAAAAGGCUAUGCGCGCGUGUCCGGACAACCUCGGGCUUAUCUACUUAAGAUUUCAUGCUUUGGGAUAUAUAUUAAUGAUAUACAUACUUUCGAGUGUAAAAAGGAACAAGCUGCAUUAAACGUAUAUAUACUGUAAUGAAUCUAGUCAAAUAAGUAUUUUAAUAAAUGAGACCGAGUAAGUUGCGUGCGGUGUAGCGAUGUUGCAUUUGAGUGUGUAUCACUGUAAAUAAGAGGUCUGAUCUAGUCACUAUUAUUUUAAAUAUAUAGUAAAUUAUAUGCGGCACGCAACACUCGGUUCGAAAACAAUGA
Molecule: messenger RNA, 2158 nt
Organism: Nasonia vitripennis (jewel wasp)
Lineage: Eukaryota; Metazoa; Arthropoda; Insecta; Hymenoptera; Pteromalidae
Exons: 2
Coding region: 439-1050 (203 amino acids)
Source: RefSeq, a predicted model, not a curated record